AUGCCUGAUGAGGUCGAGGUAACGCAGACCUGGCUAUCGACGGCUCACCAGCGGCGCGGAAUCUGCUCUCGGUUUCCGGCGGGGGAUGCAGGGGAAGUGGCGCGUUUGCAGCACGAGUGGAAGAAGCAGCAGUUUCGGCGGAAGGGUCCUCAGGCGUGUUGUUUGCCGGGCGGAGACUUGGCUGGGAGUCGCGACCAGUUGGAGUUUUGUCGCAGGCACGGAUUCGAACGCCCGUACAACCCCCUGCAGGUAGCGAGUUGGGUCUUCUUCACACUAGAUCUUGUUCUCGGCUUCGUCUGCCUACCCCCCACCCUACCGACCACCGCCGCUCAGUCCUUCUACGGACUCUUCGCUAUCGUGGCCCUCGCCACCCUCGUCGUCGCGGGUAUUGUCACCCGAAUGGAUCCCUCAGACGACCUCGUCUUCCUCCUAGACAAAAACGACGCCGUGCUUAAGGGACCUCCGGAAACCUACGUCCAGUGCGACCUCUGCGGCGCCGUAGAUGUCGACUCCAAACACUGCCGCUCAUGCAACAAAUGCGUCGCCCGCUUCGACCACCACUGCAAAUGGCUUAAUAACUGCAUCGGUCGCAAAAACUACAAAUGGUUCUUUUCCCUAAUUGUGUGUGUAGCUCUCCUGGCGCUGACGCUCUUAGUCUAUACAGUCGUGUCAAUAGUCAUGGUCGCUCAAGGUAGACUCAACGAGACCUGGACUGCCCGGUACAACAUGGCUUCCCCGCCGCCAGCUGCAGUGCUCUACGUGAUUCAAGCUAUUCUCAUAAUUCUUAAUGUACCUUUCUUCGGACUAGACUUGCAGCUAGUCCUUCUCCACACCUACCUGGCUUCCAAAGGUAAGCUUGAGGUGAAUGACUUCGCCGCACCUAGGUGCCGUGACUGA
Molecule: messenger RNA, 897 nt
Organism: Gregarina niphandrodes
Lineage: Eukaryota; Apicomplexa; Conoidasida; Eugregarinorida; Gregarinidae
Product: DHHC palmitoyltransferase
Exons: 2
Coding region: 1-897 (298 amino acids)
Biological process (GO): peptidyl-L-cysteine S-palmitoylation; protein targeting to membrane
Cellular component (GO): Golgi apparatus; endoplasmic reticulum
Molecular function (GO): protein-cysteine S-palmitoyltransferase activity
Source: RefSeq, a predicted model, not a curated record